AUGGCGCAGCGCCCGGGCGAAGGAGCGCCAGUGCACCCAAACGAACAGUCAGCAGCCUCCUCGCCGGAACACGCAGCCAUAUGCCCAGACGGACAACUCAACCAAAGCGCGACAAAAAAAGAUACACAUAAAAAAAGAAGAGAUCAAGCAUUCAAAGAUUUUAUCUACCAAAAUAUUUUCAACAAGGAUCGUUUUACGAAUAUAUUUAAAAAAAAAAUUGGGCAUAGUAUACGAGGCGAACGUAACCAGGAGGAUGAUCACAGCGGGAGAAAUCAAGAAGACGCGUCUGCGGAUCAGCAACCCCCAAGUGAAGAUGAAGAAUACAUGCUUUUUUUAAGUUACAUAUAUAACGACGUAGCGUCAUUUAUUGAGCUUAAUAAAAAUGAGCACUUAAAAAAUUCCGAUUAUGCUGAUCUUGAAGAUCUCAUUUUGGAAAUCUGCGGGACGGUCUGCCGUGACGCCUUUCGCAACAUAAAAUCGAUUUUUAAGUCAUCUGAGGGGGGGGCGCCAAGUCAGGAGAGUCUAUUCAAGCAUGCCAAUCAUGCGGAUCAUGCGAAUGGCAACGAUGUAAAUGGCUACCGUAUCGAUCGAUGCAAACCUGAUUCACAUGGUGACAAGGGAAAGAGUGAACCUUUUCAGAGUUCCUCCCCCAGCGUAAGCGACUCCUCCUUCUUCUUCAUACCCCCCAUGGAAUCCCUAGUUACCCAUAUUCACAAAUUGACCUCAAAAAAAGAUGAUGUCAAUGCCAACAAUGUUUUCCAUUCCUCAUCUGACGUUAAUGAAUUUCUAAAAAACAACAACUUCGAUAAACACCCCAUUUAUGGUUCACUCCAAAGUAGGGGAGAUAAACCGAGGGAAGAGGCGAAGGCUACUCACCAGGGAGAGGAUGAAAACCUCCCUUUCCAGUUUGAACUUCCUGCGAAACGAGGGGAGACCCCCCCUUCCCUAGGGCAGAUCCCAGCUUCUACUCAUAAGGCAGUCCUCCAGAACAGUCAUAGUCACAGUCAUUUGGAUAGCCACCCAAGUGGUUAUAUCACGUUAGAAGCGGAACGGUCGCACGCACACACAGGGGCAAAAAAGCAAACCUCCUGGAGAGGUAGCGGUAAUAACGGCGAUAAUAACAGCUGUAGUAACAGCGGUAUUAACAGCCGUAGUAAUCGUCUGCGCAGCGAAGUUGACACAUACCCCCCCACGCACAGUCAGCAGGAGCGACUCCUUCUGGAAGACGCCACGGAGGAGAUCACCCGAAAUGAGAAGAAACAUGACGAAGAGGGGGUCCAACAUGGACAUUCACAUGGACAUGCCAAUUCCACAACAGUAGAACAUACACAGAUGGCCGCCCAUUUUGACGUCAGCUCGAACAAUGCCAGAGCUACCAUCUUUCUGGAUGCCCACAACUUCAACGAAAAUGAAACCAUUUGGGAUCAACAGAAGAUUCCUGUUGAAUUCACUCCUUCCCUUCUGAAUGAUACGACUCGUUCGGACUGGAGAGGAGCGAUUUACUCUCCUUUUUCAGCGCCCAAGUAUGCUAAUAAUCCCCACUCGAAUGAUGGGCGGCCGAAUGGAGCCGUGCAAGGGAAUUUCCCCCCCAACAGUUCUGAAAAUGAUGAUUAUAUUGAUGAUGAUGUUGUUUCAGUGGAGGGGAAAACAAUGGGCGAUACGCUUCUGCGGGGGAAAAAAUUCAUGAAUGGUAGCUGCCAGGGGUGCGAGGAGGCUCACAGGGGCAUACAUCAUUACAGCGGGGUUAACUGUUCCAGGCGGAUGAGCCGCUCCAAUUCAGACGAUGGAGUAUUUGACGACUGCCUUGACGACUAUGUUAAGCCCGCGCGCGGCCAUAAGGGCAACCAGGACACGGACACCAACGAUGAUGACUCGAAGCCCAACGCAAAGAGUGAAGAACGCGACGUUACAGAUGAGAUGGAGGGGAUGGCAAGUGAAGGGGGUGAUGCGAAUGGGGCACAUACACCCAAACAGGAUAACCCCCAAGAUAGCCAUACCACCACCCACGCCGAUGAGCAGACAAGCAACAGUAUCAGACGAGAAGAGCACAUUCAUCCGUGCGGCGGACAAAAUAGUGACCAGUUGGAGGCUGAUAAAGAAGGCAUCACAACAGAAGGGAAAAGAGACUCCCCAAAAGAGAAGCACACAAAAGAGCAGUCCCCGAAAGGGCAACCCCUAAAAGGGGAAGAACCGAAUGAACACCCCCAAAGGAUAAUCCAGCUGGACCAAAAAGAAUACCUUGAAAAACAGCAGAAGAUGGUGAAAAAUAAAACGUACACAAACCCUGAUAGUAGGAGAGAAUUUACAAAAAAUGAGAACCCCCACGAUGACUACUACCACUUCAAAUACCUAAACAGCUGUGAGAAUAUUUCUAAUCCGUAUCAGUACACAAAGGUGGAGAAGAAGGCCAACAUUCAGGUGACGCCAUCUCCCUUUCCGCAGUUUUUGAGGGACAUCCAGAUUUACAACACCAGUCAGAAGAAAAUCCGGCUGAAGAAAACUAACAUAGCGCUGAGGAGGGACGACGCCGACGUGGGCAUCCCAGAAAAGACGACGAACAAGAAAAAAAAGCAGACCAGAAAAAGGACAAAAUGA
This is a messenger RNA of Plasmodium inui San Antonio 1, 2595 nucleotides long. RefSeq lists its product as hypothetical. Lineage: Eukaryota; Apicomplexa; Aconoidasida; Haemosporida; Plasmodiidae. The transcript has 3 exons. Bases 1 to 2595 code for a protein of 864 amino acids. The record is from RefSeq and is a predicted model, not a curated record.